AUGCGGGGGCGAGAGCUCAUCAAGCGAGGGUGGAUCAAAACCUACUCCCGCGAAACCGGCUGGGGCUUCAUCGUGUGCAACGAGGUGGAAAGAGAUAUCUUUGUUCAUUGGAGGUGCCGUGUAGCGCAGCUACCGCUCUUGUUGGAACCCUGGAUUUUUUGUGAUCUGCAAAUAGCCUGA
Molecule: messenger RNA, 180 nt
Organism: Cladocopium goreaui
Lineage: Eukaryota; Dinophyceae; Suessiales; Symbiodiniaceae
Source: the annotation of a GenBank genome assembly